AUGGUGAUCUAUUUCCUCCUGAACGUUGUUUCUGUCCGAUGGUUCGGUAUGGCUGAGUUCUAUAUUGGCAUCUUCAAGAUUCUUCUCGCCGUGGGUCUCAUCGCAUACACCUUUGUGACCAUGGUAGGAGGUAAUCCCAAGCAUGAUGUCUAUGGAUUCCGGUACUGGAACAACCCGGGCGCAUUUGCAGAACAUCUCGUAUCCGGCUCCAGUGGCCGAUUCUGCGGUGUGUUGGCAUCCAUUGUCCAAGCUGGAUUCACAAUCUGCGGUCCCGAAUACCUGAGCAUGAUCGCAGCCGAAACCCAUAACCCACGUACAGUACUUCGUCGAGCCUUCAAAACGUUUAUCCUGAGAGUAUCUCUGUUCUUUGUUGGCGGGGCCCUGUGUAUCUCUAUCGUCAUUCCCUACAAUGAUCCUACGCUUGCAAAGUUGCAGGAUGAGGGAAUAUCAACGGGUGCCGCUUCGCCGUACGUUAUCUCCAUGGAACGACUGGGUAUCGCGGGCUUGGGAAGUGUUAUAAACGCCGGAAUUAUGAUUUCCUUGCUCAGUGCAGGAAACGCACUGUUGUUCUCUGCAACACGAACAUUACAUGGAAUGGCGGUGGAUGGCAAGGCACCCAAGGUGUUUUCCCACUGUACGAAGAACGGGAUCCCAAUCUGGGCCCUUCUUGCAGCACUGUCUCUGUGUCUCCUCGCCCUACUGCAGAUUUCGGAGACGUCCGCCCAGGUGAUGGACUACCUCGUCAUCCUCAUUACCGCGAACCAACUACUGAAUCAUUUCUCUGUUAGCCUUACAUAUAUCCACUUCUACCGAGCCCUUCGAGCUCAGGGGAUCGACCGCGAUACUCUACCGUAUAAGGGGAAGUUCCAACCUUACACCUCUUACGUUGCUGUAGUCGCUACAGCCCUGUUAACCCUCCUUUUGGGCUUUGACUUGUUCGUUGAUAUUAAAAACAACUGGAGCAUCAAGUACUUCUUCCUGGACUACGCGAUGCUGCUAUUCUAUGGGAUCAUGUUCGUGGGCUGGAAAGUGGUUAAGCGGUCCUCCUUUAUUCCUCCGUCUGAGGUGGAUCUGAAUCUGGGAGAGACAAAGAACGAGAUUGAUAUAUUUAAAUUCGACGAGUCUGUAAGGCAGCAGGCAAAUGUCCUCAACACAGCACUCAUCAUGGCUACUUUCUCGCUCCUAACCCAGUACAUAUGGAAAUGGAUGCAGAAGAGCCUAUUCCUAAGUAUUUUCGUUGCCGCAAUAGCCCUUGUUGUCCUCUACGGGCUGGCCAAGGUGCAUAGAAACCUCAUCGUCUCUCCGUUAAGACCAGUUCCAGGACCAAAAUUCUUUGCCUUGACACGAUGGCGUCUCGCAUACGAGGACUACCGUGGGACUCGUACACGCUGUAUCAACAAUCUACAUAAGCAGUACGGAGACGUUGUCCGUGUCGGUCCUAACGAGCUCUCGUUCAACAGUCUGUCUGCAUUGAAGUCCAUCUAUGGUGCUGGGAAACGGAAGAAGCUACUCAAUCAUGCCUAUUCAAAGACAGCAGUGCUUUCGUCCCGGAACGCUGCCAUGGUUGAAGAGAAAACCAGGCAGUUCCUCUCUCUUCUUGACAGAGAGGCCAAGUCUGGGAUCAUGGAGAUAUUCAAUGCCCUCCAUUAUUUCUCCAUGGAUAGCAUCACACAGUUCCUCUAUGGAGAAUCUCAAGGUGCGACAACGGCGUUGACCGCGUCUGCUAACCGCAGUCUGUUGGACGACAUUAUCGAUCCUGCCCGGCGGAAGCUCUCAUGGUUCGCCGUGCACUUUCCCCAUCUCACCCACUGGUUAUAUUCCCGUACUGGCGCCAUGGAGUGGCUCCUAACAACCUUCGGACUACUUCCAAUGUCGAAACCAUCGACUUAUACCGGAAUCCGGCGCCAUGCGCUGGUCGCCGCAGAGCACAUCCGAGACCAGACUAUCGAGGAUCCCACGGAGUCCAUUGCGGCACGACUAUUCCACGCCAUGCGAACACGAGAAAAAGGCCCGGCCAUGGAUUACUUGGAUGUGGCGAGUGAAUGCGCCGACCACUUCCUUGCUGGGAUCGACACUACCAGUGACACCUUGAUGUUUGCUAUAUUUGCCUUGUCGCAACCAGCAAACCUAUCAUUCCAAGAGAAGCUGCACCAGGAGAUACAGUCCCUUCCUGACGAGGUCGUUGUCGACGAUGUGGUCAAUGCGCUCGCAGCAGAUAAGCUACCCUAUCUUGAUGCUGUGAUCAAAGAGACACUGCGUUUGUACGCACCUCUUCCUGGAAGCGAGCCCCGGUGGUCAGAAAAAGACGAAGUCAUCGACGGCUAUCGUGUCCCUGCUCGAACCAUCGUCAGCAUGAGUCCCUACUGUCUUCAUCGGAACGAGCAUGUCUAUAAGGAACCAUUGGAGUUCAAUCCGGACCGCUGGCUAGGUCCAUCCGAGCAGGUAGCAGAGAUGAAGAAAUGGUUUUGGGCAUUUUCCAGUGGAGGUCGCAUGUGUAUCGGAAUGCAGUAA
Messenger RNA from Aspergillus terreus NIH2624, 2511 nucleotides. RefSeq lists its product as uncharacterized. Gene Ontology annotation, biological process: amino acid transmembrane transport. Gene Ontology annotation, cellular component: membrane. Bases 1 to 2511 code for a protein of 836 amino acids. The record is from RefSeq and is a predicted model, not a curated record. Gene Ontology annotation, molecular function: heme binding; monooxygenase activity; oxidoreductase activity, acting on paired donors, with incorporation or reduction of molecular oxygen. Lineage: Eukaryota; Fungi; Ascomycota; Eurotiomycetes; Eurotiales; Aspergillaceae. The transcript has 7 exons.